UGACAUUUAUGUGAAUGUCGAUUCUGCUGCUGACGGAUUUUCUAUAGUGACGGGUUUUUGACCGUGAAAGACUAGGCGACGAGAACGAGGUACAUGGCGGAGGCCACGGGCCCUUUCCACCAGAACACGAGCAGUGUGGCGAGAAAUCCCAUCGAGCUCUCGAUGCAUUUGCCACGCCAUGCCAUCGGAGUAGGCAUUGGCAAAGUGUUCAGCGCAUCAGAAGACGCAGACGAAGCCAUCCUCGUCCACAGUCUCCUGCGUCGGUCGGUCGGUCAGAAAGAAUCGAGAGGAGAGCUCAGGAAUCGCAAUCGAUGGAGGUCAUCGUCGUCUGGACCAUUCGGCAGCAGCUAUCGAUCGCAAACACCGCUGAGGAAUCGACUCUCUUCUUCGUCGUUGCAAAGCGGAGAAUUUAGACCACCUUCUAAGAGUAAAGCGGUCUACACCGCAGCGAGUGAGCGAGGAGUCGUCGUCGUCCAAUCGUCCGGCCCAAGUGCUCGUUUCUCGCGCUGAUCUCAUUCCAGUUUCGCUGAAUUGAUCUCCACUACACGCUGCGGAUAUGGAAGAAGGAGGGAUCGCGCACAGCGCGCGGAUUCAAGCUCGACGAAUUCAAGCUCCGCUUGCAGAAAGACUCUUUGAGAAGAAUCGAGAACUCCCUCGGGCUCUAUAAGCGCGCGCUCGUCAGCUGGAAUCAGUUCAAAUGCUCUAAAUGUUCAGCUCAACGUGCGUCAGCCGUCGGCGCGUUGUGUCAUUCGAAUUGGGCGCUGGGAGAGUCCUCAUGCCGGACAUCAUGCUGUUAUGAAAUUCGGGUCCGUCGUCGUCGGCCACACGAAGACGAGAAUUUCAACGUCGUUGCUUCGACAUUGCCUCUCGCCUCCGGUCUAGGACCCGCAAUCGGGUGCAUAUUCCGUUCGGCCCGGCGAGCGAGCACGAACGGUUUUCUCUGCAACCUGGUCAAUUCUCACACUCUUACUUACGAUUGAGUUUGCGACGGCAGCAGACGCAAACUACAGACUUUCAUUAAUCUGAUUUUCGUGAAAAUCUGAUUAUCCUAGGAAGCUCGAGCGUGGCCUUGCAGCCAAGCCGUAAGUGAAAUCGACGGGAGAAAGUAGAGACUACGCGAGGACCGGGAUCGAUGACAUUCGAAUUUGUGCAUGUUGGGGCGAUUUGAUUGAAAUCAAUUGUCAUGAAAUUCAGCCCGAAAGGAGAAAUAAGAAUGUCCAAUAUGAAGUUCGAAAUUAAGUGUAUUGGCCGAUGUAAAAUAAUAAAUUGAUGGAUUUAGUG
Marchantia polymorpha subsp. ruderalis is the source of this 1281-nucleotide messenger RNA. The record is from the annotation of a GenBank genome assembly. Lineage: Eukaryota; Viridiplantae; Streptophyta; Marchantiopsida; Marchantiales; Marchantiaceae.